Messenger RNA from Saitoella complicata NRRL Y-17804, 691 nucleotides. RefSeq lists its product as uncharacterized. The annotation marks the transcript as partial. The transcript has 2 exons. Lineage: Eukaryota; Fungi; Ascomycota; Saitoellomycetes; Saitoellales; Saitoellaceae. The record is from RefSeq and is a predicted model, not a curated record.
UCAGAGAGGCUGUGCAGAGCGUGCGUGCUCACGUAUCGGCAAUCGGAAGCUGCAAGCGACAUAAACGUCAGAGGGUGGUUGAACGUAUGAGUUCUCCUCCGGCUCGGCGUUGUCAUGAGUCAAAUCGCAACGAGCCUUCACAUGUUGGGCCGCACGAUUAGCGAGCUUACUCAGAGUACUGUAAGUAACCUGCAUCUCCAAAAUCAACCUCCAAAAGUUCGACGACCUCGAACCAACAAAUAAUGUAACCCCACCAAGAUGCAAGUACAAAUAAGACUAGCAUGCCACGGUGUAAAAGGCAAACCCUUCUACCACAUCGUCGUCGCGAACCGCAAAAUCGGCCGCCAAACCAAACCCAUCGAACCUACGAGGCGGAGAAGGCAGCGAGGAAGGCGGAGAGGAAGGCGAGAGCGGCAGAGGAGGCGCAGAAGCAGUACAGGCAGGCGAUUGGUGAAACAUCCUAUCACUGCAUGUCCUUCAACCUUAAUCGUUCAAAUGGACGGGAAAUCCGAGACCGUUACUAUAUUUAGCAUCAUCAAACAUCGAGCUUUUACCGUUCAUUUUCCAGCUUGGUCCCGAGCGAUCACAUACAGCAAUGCUCCGCAUAUGUGCGCGCAUGACCAUGACCAAGUAUGCGGGCUUGACGUACAAGGACCAUGUUUAUCGGGAUAUAAAUCAAAUGAAAUGACGC